Molecule: messenger RNA, 2409 nt
Organism: Ruditapes philippinarum (Manila clam)
Lineage: Eukaryota; Metazoa; Mollusca; Bivalvia; Venerida; Veneridae
Exons: 3
Coding region: 1-2052 (683 amino acids)
Source: RefSeq, a predicted model, not a curated record
AUGUCAUUGAUAUGUAAGAAACAUGGAUUGGAAUACCAUUAUUAUGCAGACGAUGGACAACUGUACCUCUCCUUUAAACCAACAUGUCCAGUCUCUAAGAAUGACUCUUUAGAUCGAGUUCAAAGCUUUCUUGCGGAAAUAGUAACAUGGAUGAACAAUAAUAUGUUAAAAAUCAAUGCUGACAAGACAGAAGUAAUUAUAUUUACAUCUCAGAGAAACCAACAGCAUGUUGAGACCAUAACUGUGACUAUCGGAGAUGAAAACAUAAAACCAUCAAAUAGUGUAAGAAAUCUUGGUGCUAUAUUGGACAACAACAUGACCCUGGAAAAGCACAUUAACUCAGUUUGUAGAUCUUGUUAUGGACAACUACGCCAGAUUGGUCAUAUAAGGAAAUACCUGAAUACUGAUGCAACAAAAUUUUUAGUGAAUUCUUUAGUCACCUCACGCAUGGAUUAUUGUUAUGCACUUUUAUAUGGUGUACCUAAAACGACAUUGAAUAAACUACAACAUCUUCAAAACACUGCUGCCCGCAUCAUAACAGGAACAUCCAGAUUUGAACAUAUCACUCCAGUAUUGAAGAAACUACACUGGAUUCCUGUGGUUUACCGUGUAGAUUUUAAAAUCCUUAUGCAAACUUAUAAAGCCCUACAUGACCAGUCACCAAUUUACCUUAAACAUUUACUGGCGCUAUAUCAACCAACAAGAAACUUCAAAGCAACUUUGCUUUUAGCAGAAAGCAAAACUGAUUUGCGAGAUGCCUUAAAUGCCAUGAGUGAGUACUGUAAUAUAUGGAAUCUUGUUGUAAAUGAAGCUAAGACUAAAGUAGUGGUCUUUAGUAAGUCAAAACCUAAGGAUGACUUUGAUUUCAUGUACAAUGGUAUUUCUAAAGUUAUAACGAAAGAAAAUAGAAGUUCAAUGUUUGUGGAUAUUUCCAAAAUGGAAACAUUCAGAAAACAAGAAUACAUGUAUAUUGAUAACAGUGCACACGAAACUUCAAAAUUCAACGCUUCAAAUUCCGAGAUAUUUUGCAAAGUGCAUAGUAACUGGUACCAACGCUAUUUUUCAACAAAAGUUACAACAAAUUUCAGUUCUUGGACAUUUGAAGAAGAACAAAAUUGUUCAAGUAUUAAUAUAACACAGUACAUUCAAAAAAUUCAACCAAAAUUAACAUUUGCAUUGAAAUGUGAUGGUAAAACAGUUCAAAUCGGGCAAACACCUUUCGAAGAUGAGAAAGAACUGGAUGGAACAAUACCUUGUUUUAAUUUUGGUGAUAAGUGUUUGAAAGCAUACUUGAAUAAAUGUUGUAAAGACAAUAGACGUGUUCCAAAUAUAGUGCAUUACGUUAGCUACAAGAAAUCUGCUUUCUCAUUUUUUGACUUUGUAUGUUUUAUAAGUGUUAUACGUUUCGUCAGACCAUGUGUCAUUUUGAUUCAUGGCGAUGCAUUGCCGUCUGGGCCUUUCUGGAAUAAAAUGUUGAAGCUUUCUCCGAAUAUUAUUCAUGUUAGGCAGCAACCACCUAAUAACAUUUUCGGAAAGGCAAUCUUAUAUAAAGAACACACUGGCGAUUUUAUGCGGAUUGAGGCAUUGAUUCUUUAUGGAGGAAUAUAUUUGGAUACAGAUACAGUCAUAGUUAAAUCACUAGAACCACUCCGGAAGUACCCAUGUACGAUGUCGAAACAAGGCGGUUACAUGGCGUCUUCGUUCAUCAUGGCGGAAAAGAAUGCGUUGUUUUUACGGAAAUGGUUUGACGGGUAUAAAUACCAUUAUAACAAUAAUUCCUAUGUUUUUAAUGCUAUGAUAUACCCAAAUCGUAUUUAUAAGAAUUUCCCAGACUCUAUUCAUGUAGAAAAUGGAACAAUCUCUCGGCUAGUGAAUCAAAUAGGUCCUAGUGUGUAUGAAAUAAAUUACAAUUGGGCUGGUAUCUAUGGAUUUCACUUGUUUAGAAGAAGCUAUAGAAAACCUAUAACUGUAGACAGCGUGAAAUAUUUUAAUUCAACGGUAGGGUCUAUCUGUCGGCAUGUCCUAUUUGGAAACAAAGAACUUUGCUUUUAAACGUUUGUAAUUUGAAAUUGAGUUUGUAUAAUGCUACGUACGCCACAACUGUUUAUAUAGGUACAGGCUGUGUGACGGCUGCUCUUAAGAUUUAUGUUUUACAAAAGUUUUGAGUUCUGUUUAACCGCACAGAGCUCCCAGGUACGCUGUCUAAGUGCAAAAGAGUAAAAUGGUAUUAUUAUAUGAUGCUGACACAUAUUCAUUUUGAAUAUUUGUAUAUGUUCUUUUUUAAUGGAACUAAAUAAAAAACUUAUUUCGGGAAGAAUACGGAGUUUAAAUGAGCCUGCGUAUGCUUAUUAUACAUAGAACGUACGUUCAUGCGUAUGCAAUGUUCAAACAAAACCAUAUUUAUAUAUA